GUCGUCCCAACUUAGAAUCAUUUUCCUUUUCUCCCGAUACACUUGACUUUGAGACUUUCAGUUGAACUUUAACCGUCAAAUCUUCGUAGACCCCAUCCAAUCAUUACCUUCCACAUUUCCACCCCCGACCCAAAUACCGUAAAGUUUGAGGAAGAAAUUAGACAAAUGGAGAGCGAUCUCUUGGAAAUCUCUGGAGAAGACGACGAUUCGUUGCUUUUACAGCACGCUCAAGCCCAAACUGACGACGUUUUGGCCUUCAACACUUCCUAUUUCUCUUGCUCCCCUCUCCAUUUCCCCAGAUCUAAUCCCCUAGAUGAGAAAGCCAAAAACCCUAGUUUUUCGUCGAGUAUUGGCAAAGAGAAUAUUAACAAUAAUGCGAGUAAAUCAGAACUUCCAAAGCUAAGCUUGGAUCCACAGCAAAUGAAGAGGAAGAAAAAAGGUGGAGGUUAUAAUUUGAGGAAAAGCUUAGCUUGGGACCGCGCUUUCUUUACUGAAGAAGGUGUUUUGAAUUCGACGGAAUUAUCUUUGAUUAGUGGGGAUUUUGGUAAUUUGAGCGGGGAGAAAUUGUCGGUUAUAGAAGAAGAGAGGAUAGAAUCGUUAUCCGGUGAUUCACCUGAUUUGCAGGCACUAGAGAAUAAUUUAUUUAAAGAGUUGCCUUUAAAUAAUAGUAAUAAGAAUGAGCAGAAGAAGAUUGGUAGCAGCUUAUUGCAGAAGAGUUCAGGUUCAGCCGCUCGUUCUGCGGUGAAACAAAAUGUUCUUUCAGUUCUUGAUGUUAAUAGAAGUGGUUCCAAGCGUAGCGGUUGUCCAAGGCCUGUUAUAUCAUCUGCUCUUAAAAGACCUGCAAAUGUGAGAACAACAAAGGCAGCAGCAAAAGAGCCAAUAAUUUCUAAAAUACCUGUCCCAAAGCCAGAUUCCUUAGUACUUUCUACAACUGCCAAGAGCGCCUCGAACAUAAAUAAAGCAAAGGGGAAUCAGAGUGCUCAAGCAGCAGUCAAUGCCCACAGAAACAUUGGAUUGUCGGGUUCCAAUAGAAGUGCUAGAAGCACUCAAAAUGAUGCAAAGUCUAAUCUUUCUAGUAGACCUCAAAACACAAAGUCCUCUGCUCAACAGGCUAAAAGAAAUUUGGGAAGCUCAGCAUUGGCAAGUCAUUUAUCAACCUAUUUACAGCAUCCAUCAGUUACCAAGGCACAUAAUGGCUUAAAGGGCAACCAAGAUCCUGUUGUGGCUGCUGGUCAUGGAUGUACUAAUAAUGAAGCUGGUUCCAGCAAAAUUACUUCUCUUCCUCAAAGUGGUUGCCGUAUUGGUGGAAACACUCAAUAUGCACAGCCACGAAUAGCAAAACCAUCUGGUUUACGGAUGCCUUCACCAUCGUUGGGAUUUUUUUCUCAGUCAAAGUCUAAUGCUUCACAGAAUCCACAGAGUAGUACUCAACCAUGCAAUAACCCAAAGUCUAAUAUUCCUAAUCUGCGGAAGCUUGGUGUCUUCAAUUCUAUUUGUGAGAGCCCCACUCCACCUAUGAAAGUACCUGUAGUGAAUAAUGGCGUAGCAGCAACAAAAAAUGGAAGUAUGUCAAGUACAGAAUCCUCUGUUCCAUCAAGUGUUAAUUCUUUAUGUGAAAAUAUCAGACCCAACUUACAAAUGCCAAGGGUGGAAGUGAAGGGUAUCUGCAAUUCUGACAACCAUGAAUUGAUGAAUAAUCAGCAACAAUUGCACGCUAUUGACAGUGGUCUUAAUCAGCAAAUUCAAAAUGUAGGAUUGCAGUGUACUGAUUACAAGUUACUCUUGCAAAGUCAAUCCUCUGAACAAGUGAACUUAGAUUAUAAGAGGAGUGAAGAUCUGGUUGUCCCCCAAAGUCCAGAUCAGCAUGGGGAUGCAUCUAAAGAUUCCCAUUUUAUCUCUCAUUGUAGCCUGCAAAUAAAAGGAGCCUUGAAGACUGAUGUUGGCAACCAACUUUCAGGAAAGAAACAGCAUAAUUCAUUGACUGAGGAUUUUGAUCUCUUUCCACAGUUGCAUUCUAGUGAUAUGAAUAGUAAUAAUAUACAUGGUUCUUCAAAAGUAAAAGGUGAUCAAAUAAGCAGCAUGCCUGAUAGUCAUGGGCAACCAAGCGAACAAGUUGAACAGGCAAAAGCUUGCACCUUUCAUGAUGAUCAGAUAAUUAAUGAGAUUGAGAGGCCGCAUAUUAAUGAUAGUGAUAUGCUCAAGGAGGGUGAAGAUUCAGAAGAAUUUCUUAGUUAUAAUAGUGUGCAGAGUAAUGGUAUUUGUCAAAAAGUCGGAGAUUGCAGUGCCAGUGAAUUAGAAAUGUCCAAUGGUCUAUCUCACUAUAGAGAGGGAAUCCAAGGAAAAGAUGGUUCUGGUGAGUCUGUUGAUUUUAAUCUGAAAUCAAAUGCGGGAGAUGCACAAAUGCAUUCUUUCAAGUGUGACCUAUCUCUUGAAAGCAGCAGUAGUCUCCUGAAUGAUUCAGAGGCAGAUAAUCAGCAGUUACUUGUAGAUGAUGUAAAUGAAAAACUAGUUGAACAGCCACCUCUUCCAGAUCCAGGCAUUGUAGUGGAAAGAGUCUUUCAGGAUAAGUAUGGAUCACAUUCAACUGAUUGCUUAUCACAUGGGGAAAUCUUCUCUUCUGAAGAGGUUUUAGCUGAAAGCAAUCUUCAAAGUGUUAAACAUGUAGCAUCAGAACUAGCUGAUGCCUUUCAAAGUGAAUCAGGAAAUUCAGGUGCUCCUUGUUUGAUACCGCCUGCAUUGCAGAAGGGUGGUCAUGAGAUGACUGAUGUGGUUGAGUGCCUAUAUGUGGAGCAUGCGGUCUCAGUUUCUACUGAUACACAGUGCAACUGUGACAUUAAUCUCCUUUGUGAACCCACAUCUGAGGGAAUAGAAAGGAUCAGUGAAGAUCAAGUAACUGGAUCAAUAACUGCUUGUGAUAUUGGUGUCAGUAAUGACUGCCAAAGCAGUGCAGAUCUUAACGGUAGUGAAAUUGAUAAUUACCAGUCAAUAGUACAUCUUAGCCCAGUAGUGCAAUUUAAAGGUUAUUCUGCAAUAGAUGAUAUCAUUGACCUUAAAAGUGUUGAAAGCAAGCAAUACGAUUCGUCUGCAAAAUAUAAUUCUGCCAUUUGUGAGCCUGAAGAAAAAAUCACUUCUUGUCAUAUUGAUGCAUCAUCUAUGCUCACCAACUCAUUGCUUGAUAAAAAAAAUGACCAUGAAAAGUCUAUGGCCCAAGCUGAGCUGAUACAGUCCUCCUUUGAAGCUUGUAAAGCAUCCCAAGAGAAUCAGAUUCCAGAGGCAUAUCACGGCCUUAAGUCUGUGGAGGGAAAAUUUGUCGAAGAGUCCCAUAAUUUGGACAGUGAUAAGCUUGUAGAUGUCAGUCCCAAAGAUAAAGGUUCUGUUGGAUUAGUAGUGGAAGGUCCUUUUGAUCUGUCUCUGGUAGAAUGCAUAGAUGAAACAAAUGAAUUAUGUGCUGCCGUAGCUAAUGAGAUGACUACGAGAUCUUUUGAGGAACAUGCACAUUCGCAGUCCUUUGAUAGUAUUCCACUUGAGAGCUGCAAAAGUAACCUUUUCACUUCUGCAGAAAUUAACAAUUACGCAAUGGUUGUUGAGGAUUUAAAUGAACCUCCUGAGCUUCGAAAUGUUGUCAUUGUUGAACAAAUUUUGUCAGACAAAAUUGGAUUGUCUGUGAAUGAGGAAGUGUCAAGCUCUGUCAAGAUUAAGGUGUCAGAUGACAAUCAUGAUUGUUAUAAUGAUAUGAUCUUCAGGCCUGACAGUGAACAAAGUGGCCAAGCAACCUCGUUGAAUUUUGAUUUGUCUUCAUUGAGUGAAGAUCAAAAUUCUGGGGCAGGAAAUACCUGCAAUUCACAGGCAUUUUUCUCUUUGAAUGAGGAAUCAACAUCGUCAAUCAAUGCAAAUCAGACCUCUUCAAGUGGAAUUGUCUUACAGGAAGAAGUGAAUAGAUUGGAGACAAGUGUGCCACAGGAAUUAAACAGUGCUAUGAUCCCCAUGGAAGCUGGGGGUGGAACAACUUUUAAUGAGAAAACCGGGAAUGACAAAAAACAAGAUUCUCCCAUAGUGAAGCCUCCUCUGAAUGCUGUUCCAUCUUCUGAUGAAUGGUUAGCUGCAUUUGAAGCUGCUGGAGAGGAAUUAAACACUGCUGUGAUCCCUGUGGAAGCUAAGGGUAGAACAACUUCUAAUGAGAAAACUGGGAAUGAAAAAAAACAAGAUGCUUCUGUAGUGAAGCCUCCUCCGAAUGCUGUUCCAUUUUCAGAUGAAUGGUUAGCUGCAUUUGAAGCUGCUGGAGAGGAAAUUUUAACAAUGAAAAGUGGUGCUGUACAACAUUCACCCAAGGACAAGUCUCUGCCUGAGCCUGGUCCAUGGUCCCCGGUGAGAAGGAAGAACAAUCAAGGGAUUGGACCAUUUGAUUGCACAAAAUUUACAAACACAAACAUCCCACCUGGUCCUGAGUAGAGGAGGCUGAGGCUCACCUAAUCAUCCGGUUUUUUACGGCUAACAAAAGUGACAAUUCUACUAUCACGCAACACCUAACCAAGGUUUGAGCAAAUAUAUAAAUAUAAAUGCCACAAUUCUGGCAUAUUUCAAACUUCUUUUGUAUAUGUAUUAUUUCAGUUAGAUCAGUUUUCAACUAGACUUAACUGUAAAUUUGUACUGCUGACCAAUCAAAUUUUCCUAUGAUCUCCAGGUGAGGGAUUGACAACUUCACCAUUCUUUUC
Molecule: messenger RNA, 4712 nt
Organism: Theobroma cacao (cacao)
Lineage: Eukaryota; Viridiplantae; Streptophyta; Magnoliopsida; Malvales; Malvaceae
Molecular function (GO): microtubule binding
Source: RefSeq, a predicted model, not a curated record